AACUCGUGCAUAAAGCGUGCAAUUCGAUAAUCUCUUUCACCCUUUCAGAUAUUCAGCAUUUCUGGGGUUCUCAUUUGGGAUAUAAUCUUAUUCAAAUAUUCAUUAAUGAAACGGUAAUGGUAGACCACACUUGGCAACAUGGGGCAGUUGAAAACAAAAGUGCAGACUAACUACUAACUUACUACAACUUGAAUAUCGGUAAAAUUGAUCGAAGGUGUGCAGUGAUUUAUAUAAUUAGAUCGCGAAGGACCAUUAAUUCCGUCCUGUUAUUCGCUAUUUCCUGCAAUGGCUUCUGCCAGGAAUAGAAAUGGCAGGAAUAAUCCAAUGCCAAACAUAUAUGAAUCAAUGAAGAAAGGUCUUGAUACUCUCCUAAAGGCAUUUCGGGAUGAUGAGGAAGCUGAAGAAUAUACAUUUGAUGCAAGCCUUUCUACUGAACAACGGGCAUACAUUCAUGCUUCUGCACAAAGUAUGGGGAUGAAAUCUAAAAGUCAAGGAAAAGGAAGUGAGAGAAGACUAACUGUAACAAAAACUGUUGUUCAUGUGAAAAACAAGGUUUCGAAGUUAAACAUUCUUCCCCAUACAGUUGAAAGAGCAACCAAAUUACUUCAGGAAUUUCCCUUGACUAAUGAAGAACUGCAAGAUGUACACCCUCUUCAGAAACAAGUUGCUAAUAUUGCCACCGGUCAACAAUCCCAUGCUGACUGCAUAAAGUAUCACAUGCCUAUCAUUCCACAACCUGCAAAAUCCUCUGCCUUAAUCGCUGAUCGGAAAUCCCUUCCAACUUGGAGUCAUCGCGAGGAAAUUCUGAACAUGAUAGCACAAAAUAAGGUGGUAAUGAUAACUGGUGAUACAGGUUCAGGGAAGACUACUCAGGUUCCUCAGUAUCUGUUGGAACUCUUCUCGGAAAGAAACGAACCGGUUCGCAUCAUUUGUACACAACCGCGACGAAUUGCUGCUAUCUCGGUCGCUGAAAGAGUCGCGAACGAACGUGGCGAGCAAUUGGGAGGAACUGUGGGCUAUCAGAUUCGCCUUGAAAAUCGAAUGUCAUCCAAAACUGCUCUGAUGUUUUGCACAACCGGAAUUUUGCUUCGAACGCUGAUGUACCAGGAAGGGAAUUUGGAGAGAGUCACACAUCUAAUUAUUGAUGAAGUGCAUGAAAGAGAUCGCUUCGUCGAUUUUUUGCUUGGUGUUUUAAAAUCUCGUCUCCCACGACUGCCAAAAUUACGGCUUAUCCUUAUGUCUGCCGCCUUAGAUAUCAGCGUCUUCUCCAACUACUUUGGCAGUUGUCCAGUUAUGCAUGUGCAGGGAAAAUGUUUUCCCGUCGCCGAGUACUUUCUUGAAGAUGUUUUGGAGCUGACCGAUCAUCUCGGUAAUUCAACGCCAUUGGAAAUCGGCGUUUGGGAUGGCGACGACAAAAACACAAAAAAUGGAGCAGUUGGAUUUUCCCGAAACGGAGGACAAGCGGCUCGAAUGUCAAAACUAGAGAAGAACAAGCCAUGUGUUCUGGAUUCUGGUGCCAAGUUGACAUUUGAUUCUUGGAUACAAGAAGUUUUUGUUUUGGACAACUCAGAUGCUUUGGGCAGGCUUGCUGAUGCCGUGAUGCGAAGCCAUAUGCCCAUCAAUUACAAACAUUCUCAAACACAAAUUACUCCACUAAUGGUCGUUGCUGCCCGAGGACGUAUUGACUUGGUGAACUCAUUUUUGCAGCUUGGCGCUGAUCCAGCUCUGACAGCUGGGCAGUGGACUGCUGCCAACUUAGCACGCUCAAUGCAACAUCAUUCCGUAGCCAGUGCGCUGGAAGUGUAUCAGUCGGGAAAAGCGGAGAGUUUGCUACAAAAUUACAAGUUUCGCUAUGAUGAAGAAAUUGUCAACGUGGAUCUAGUGUUGGACCUGCUCCAUGUAAUCGAGCAACAGAAUUCCGAAGGAGCAGUCCUCAUCUUUCUUCCUGGCUAUGAUGAAAUCAUGAACAUUCGUGACCGAAUCAUGUACAACGACUCUCGAUUCGCCGGUUCAGGGAAAUUUGAGGUCUAUACUCUUCACUCGAGUAUGCAAUCGGGCGAUCAACGACGAGUCUUCUUUCGCCCACCUAGUGGAAAACGCAAAAUUGUUCUGUCGACAAACCUUGCCGAGACGAGUAUCACAAUUGACGACAUCGUAUUUGUCAUCGAUACUGGAAAAGUCAAAGUUAAAUCUUUUGACGCGCUUACUGGUGUGUCGGCACUGAAAGCAGAGUGGGUUCCACAAGCUUCAGCAAUUCAACGCAAAGGAAGAGCAGGUCGUUGCAGGGAAGGGAUUUGCUAUCAUCUCUUCUCCCGUGAACGCUACGAAUCAUUCGAAAAAUAUCAGAUCCCAGAAAUUUUCCGAGUUCCAUUGGAGGAGCUAUGUCUUCAGUCUAAAAAUCUUGCACCAAUCGAUUUGUCGAUUGAACAGUUUAUUGGCCAAGUUCCAGAAGCUCCAAAUCCUCAUGUGAUUCAAAGGGCCGUGAAGAUGUUACAAUGGAUGGAUGCCUUGGAUCCCUGGGAAAAUGUCACCGAUCUUGGUCGGUUGUUGUUAGAGUUGCCGGUUGAGCCAAGAGCCGGUAAAAUGCUCCUUACCGCUACGGUACUUCACUGUUUGGAUCCUGUCCUGACGAUUGUCUGCUGCUUAAGCCAUCGAGAUCCAUUUCUCUUGCCUGCUGAACCCAACGAGAAAAAAAUUGCUGCAGCGCGCAAGCUUGAACUCGCUGCUGGUACCCUUAGCGACCACAUGGCCAUGCUUCGCGCCUUUAAUUUGUGGCUAGCUGCCCGUGCCAACGGCAAAGAAAGGGAGUUCUGUCAUCGUCACUUUUUAUCGUCGGCAACUAUGGACGUAAUCCACCAAUUGCGCAUUCAAAUUUUGGACCAGCUGCGAAAGUCUGGGUUCGUUCGGAGUUUCCAGGAACUGAAUACGAACGCUUCCAGCUGGGUUGCAAUUAAGGCGUGCAUUCUCUCUGGUCUCUAUCCUCAAGUAGCUCGACGUUGUCGGUCCGGCAAGUUGACAACCCGCCGCGAAGCCUCGGUACGGCUUCACAUGACGUCGGCUCUUUUAGGUGAAAAUGGCCACACAUCUCAAAGAAAGGCCAUCACCCAACUUCCGAGUGAAUGGAUGGUUUACGAGGAAAUAUCAAGAUACGGGGGACUUGUGGCUUCCCUUCGUUGUGUAACCUUGGUCAAUACGGUCGCUUUGGCUAUUUUUGGAGGACAUUGUCGGUUGUCAAAUGAGUCUAUCAAAGACCCCGUUUUCUCAUCUGAAAGCGAAGAUUAUGAUGACAACUAUGAGGACGAAUCGACCACAGAUGAAUCAUCUGAUGAAUGGGAUGAUAUCGAGGAGUUAAAUGAAGGACUACAUGACUUGGUAUUGGCCGAGAAGUUUUGCCAGAGUCCGCUACCAGACCAUAGAAAAUCUAAUGCUAGCAAACCGACGAAGAAGAACAACCCGAAGGCACUAAGCGAGUUUCAUCUGGAUGAAUGGAUUUGCUUGAAGAUGGAAACAAACCCUGCUCAUCAGUUGUUUGCAUUACGUCAAAAGUGGCAGGCGCUAUUCGCCCGUCGCAUGCGAGAUCCUAUCGGUCCCGAAUUGCCAGGUGAUAAACAAGUUUUGGACACACUGCUCAAUAUUCUCUCAAAGGAGGAGCAAGCGUCCGGACUUCCACCUUCACCAGAAUUCUUGGGCAUUGCUGAUGUUCGACGACCGAACAAAUCCUAUGCGAGCGAUAAUUUUCGUUCAAAUCGCCGACCUAAUCCUCGACCCGGAUUGGAAUCUAGAAACUAUUGUCCGCCAAACCCUAGGCCAAAUACGAAACCCAAUUCCUGGCAGGCCAACCAAAAUUCCAAUGAUGUUCCAGAAGGCGGGGGUGACAAAAAUUGGCGAGCUAAUUUUCCGCGAAAUAAUUCUGGGACCUUCCGCCCGAAUCGUUCUGAAGUGUUUUCAAGAGGCCCAAAGGGUAAAGAUCUAGGCAAUCUGAGAUUCAAGACCGGAAUUGCAGAUGUGGAUUUCUUGGUUGGCGGUACGCGUACGUCAGCAUCACAUGCUGAAGGCAACAACGUCGAGCAUGAGCGUGGGCAGUGGUCCGGAAAUGACACAAAUCGGUCCUCUUCAAUGCAUGAUAACGGCACAUCCACUUACAAUAAAGGAUGGAGGAAUGAAGUGGAUGCCAGAAACGGUUUCUUGUUCUCAAAAAAAUCCAAGUCCAAAUAUCAGUUUACAGCGGGAAAGGGCAGUACGAACCAAAUGCCCAAUUCACCUAGGGAUUCACAGCCGCCACCCGCGAACAGGCUGGCACAGUCGGCUGGCAAAUCGCCAUCAGAAAGCCAAGCGAACAAAUAUCCCUUGGACCAGCCCCGAAGGAUCGUUGCGAAAGAGAGUGCUCAAUUUGCGCAGGGUUCUGUGCCGCGGCUGCCCAGAGAAAGAGAUUCGGAGAUGGCGAAUCAAGAAUCAAACACGAACAGUCAGUCUUCGAGAAAGAAUAGAAAGAAGCCCCAGAAGCGGAAAGAUACGAACUCUGCCCACCCGCCCACUCCUUCUUCUUAAAUUUUAAAUUGUUGAAUCAUCGUUUCAUCAUGUGGAGAAAUGUGGGAGGAGAGAAAGUGCGCGCUGGAGCGCCAAUAACUUGAAGAAGACGAAGAAGAAGAAGGGGAAAAAUGGCAUUGAGAAGAUUUUCUGGAACGGAAAAAAAAUCCUAUAAUUUUCAAUAGAAAUGGAGCCUUAAGCAUCAUUCACAUGUCCUCCAUUAAAAAAGUUUGAAGCUGCCGGCACAAACUGCUGUGACCCAUCAUUUAUGUCUGUCACUCUUGGAUUCUUUCGACCAGUUGUAAUGUUCUUUUUAAGCCUUGGGCCUGGUUUUAUCAAAAUUUUGGAUGUACAAUUCAGAAAUCAUCGACGUUCAUUCUCCCUCCAGCAUAUUCCCGUUACUGGUUCCGGCUUGUAUGACGUGCGUUGUCAUUAAUCUAGACAUAAUACAGAUUAAAUGCCUUUAUGAA
Daphnia pulex (common water flea) is the source of this 4997-nucleotide messenger RNA. Its product is annotated as 3'-5' RNA helicase YTHDC2-like. The transcript has 16 exons. The coding region runs from base 286 to 4548 and encodes 1420 amino acids. The record is from RefSeq and is a predicted model, not a curated record. Gene Ontology annotation, cellular component: intracellular anatomical structure. Lineage: Eukaryota; Metazoa; Arthropoda; Branchiopoda; Diplostraca; Daphniidae. Gene Ontology annotation, molecular function: ATP binding; RNA binding.